GAGCCCGAGCUAUGAGCAUCAGAGAGCGGAGUGGAAACAGGAAGAGGAGGAGGUGAGGUGGAAGAAAGAAGACAGAGGAGAGAGGAACUGGCCAGACAAGGUGGCGAGGAGUGAAAGGGAGGAAAAGGGGAGCAGAGAGGGGCGUGUGGACCAAAGAAAACGAAGAGAAGAAAAAAAAAAAAAGCUCGUGGAGGAUGAGCUGGUCUAUUUAAAGGGACUGCACGGGUCUGCUGUCUAGCUAUUCCUGACUGACAGCAUCAUCGAAUUUGGACCAGAGUCUGUCUCCCCCUUUUCUCUCCGUGCUCAUUGUAAGGUGUGAAGUGGAGGGCCUCCCAAACACAGACCAAGACUGAUAAUGAAUCAGUGGGUAGAGCAGUCUUCUGAAUAAGCAUCAAGGAACUAAAGCAGGGGUGGGGAACCUCCGGCCUCCGGGCCUUAUACGGCCCGCGAGACCAUUUGAUCCGGCCCUUGAGGCUGCAUGUAUCACCCCGCAGAGCUGUACUCUGGCCGCAACACAUGGGACUCCUAUCCAGCUGGAGGACCUAACAGAGGACAAUGGGCUCCUAUAAACAGUCGCCCCUGGAGCCACACAGAAAGAUGCCAAGGAGGGCGCAAUCAAUCAGAUCAUCCGCCAUCAAAUCGUCUUUAUAAUAGGGGGGAGAGAACACUCAACCAUGUCCAGGACAAGGUUAUCUCUAAGGGACACAGACAGCCUCUACGUCUCUGGGAUGGCAAAGAGCAGCCGUUUGAGGCCCAGAACUGGCAUCACAACUCCACACGCUCAUUCCACAACAGAGCUGGCAUCAACAACUAUUAUCUAACAGGACCAGGAGAGCGCUACGCAACCUGGGACAACAAUGCCAGCAACUCUGUGCACGGGGGUCCUCGCCUGCAUCGCAACAACAGAGAACUCCAGUCCCCACCGGAGAGAUGGGCCCCCUCAGAUUGCCGCAGAGGCUUUCCUGGCAGAAUGAUAAACAACAAGCCAGGACCCUGGAAACGGCCAGCCGUCCACCAGCGGCGAGACCAACUGCACCAGCACAGUCCACCUCCACAGCACCUGUUAUCCCCUAGGGAAGAGUGUCCGGCCAAGAGGAGAAGGGACUCUGGCCCUGAUCAGUCAUCUUAUCCUGGAUCAAGGCAUUUACCUUUACUUGCCCCAUCACCACCUCGCCAUCACCGCUGCAACCAAGACAACUGGAAGCCUAUAAAUGAGAGGGUGGGUCAUUGUCACCACUCUGACCACAGGACCUCAACUCAGCAACAGGAAACCUCCAAACUACGAGAUGGAGGACAUGGUUUCAGUAACAGUCACCUGGUAGCUCUAAACCAGAGUUGUGGCAGCAGACCGCCACAUCACGGAAGCAGGGGGAAGUUCGACCGGAAAAUGUCAUUGUCACCAGCAGACCCCACCUGUGUGCCUUACAGCCAUCAAAACCAUCAUUACCACUAUCAACAACGGCACACAAGCCACCCCAGGACCCUACAGCACAACCCGCCGCUCCACCCUCCUGAGGAAAAGGACUCACGGAGCCAUCACCACAAACAAAGCACAGAACCUCAGCGCUUUAUUCAAAGGGGUAAUUCAAGAGAUCCAGCCCUCUUCAAGUCUUCUGGUGCAGACUCUCCUCCCUUUUCAACCCUCCUCUGCAGCCCUAAAGAUGGCGGUUCUACUGCCAGCAGUCCAUAUGGUCCUCCCAGUCCCUCUUCAUACACAGUGGCCACUGGCAGAAAAGAUCCAUCAAUCAUUCAUCAGUGUAGUGCUGGUCUCAGUGGACAGCAGAAACUCCAGGGAAGCCCCAACUACACCCUGAGACCUAGCCUGACAUCUACCGCAUCCCUCACAUCUCACGCUGGUCCAAAAUCCAGGUUUUUGGACGUCAAAUAUAGAAAGACCUCGCAGCCCCUCUGCUCACGACAGUCCCCACACAGCAGGUCAAGAACAAACAAGCCUGAGAAGGAGUCAGAAGAACACAAAAAACAAGAGAAGAUGGUGAAAAAGGAGAGAAAGGGUGAAGAGAGAAAGAGGCGGAAGAAAAAAGAGGAAAAAAGGUUGGCUGAGAAAAAAAGGAAGAGGGAUAAAGUGGCAAAGAGGGAAAAAAAGUUAAAGACUAAAGUCACGGAAAAGGAAAUGUUUACUUCCAUCUCUACUUCCAACAUGAGUCAAAUGGAGACUACAACUCUGUCCCUGUACAAUCAAGGCCAGGCACCACCCAAACACAAGCACAGGGAUAGGAGUGAACAUGCCGAGAGGACACACAGGCCAUCCACAAAUACUCCUCGUCCCAGUCGCACUUCACCACAGCCAUUUUUUAAAUCUGAAAAUCACAAAAUGCCCAAGAAGAACUUCAAUCCCACAAAACUAAAGGAACAAGGAAGACCGUCUAUUGCCAGGAACACCAGCCCCCACAAGACCAAGAGGUCCACCAUCGUCUCAGAACACCGACCAAAAGCAAAGCCCCGUGACACGCUCCCCUCACUUUUAUUUAAAGCCUUAGCACCUCUCAGUACAGCAUGUUCUAUUAGCUUAGAGAAGCCCAUCUAUGGCAAAGAAGGUGGGCAGGGAGGGGCUCUCACCGCUCCAGACCUACAGCCUGUGGGAAAUUUGAGGGAAAUGGGAGACAACCUUGCGAAUACUCCUCCUGUUCUCAGCUGGCAGGGAUCGCCAGUGUCCACCCUUGGAGAAGAUGAAGAGGAGCUAGAAAAGGGAGUGAUGAGUAGACCUGUCCUCCAGCCCAGCCCCACCCAGUGCUUCUCUCCGCCUCCACCUCCUGUUGAAAGCGAGAGCACUGACGAUAUAAAUAAGGAGCCUUGUGAAGGCACACCGGCUGAUUAUUCCCACGAUGGCGUGUCCGAACUCUGCGAUCCACCCUGUGAGACAGAACAAGUUGCUGAGGAAGAAAAGCAAGACCGCAGCGGGGAAACUUCUGGAUCUCUUCUCCGUGAGCUUCGCCACCAUAAAACAGGUCUGGAUGAUGUCUUCAAGAGCCUGGCUACCUUUCUCGGAGGCCAGAGGGUCACAUGUCGAGGCGGUCCUUUUGGAGGGCCACCCGCUGGCACCACCAGAGGAGUGAAGUACUCCUCUUCUCUUGAACUGGGGCCAGAGAUUCAAGAGCAUCAGGAUUUCUCCCCCAAAUCAGAGCACACAGCAUCCUUCAAACCCAGUAAUCAGUCACCAACUCACAUCACCUCAGACGCGCAUUUAAAAUCCCACAGUCCGACAAAUUCAAGGGAGCCUGUCGCAGACUCCCUGGCGCAAGAGAAGCAGGAAGAAAUUGGGAACGACAUGAAAGAGAAACAAGAGUGUAAGGAUAUGGAGAUUCUCGCCGAGAGAACAGAGGCCUCUCUUUUGGACGGUUCACUGAGAGCAAAGCUGAGUCUGACCACAACACAUACAGCCUCCUUCACUAGCCGCAUUACUGUCUCUACCACGGAUGAGAGAGGACACAGCGAAGAGAUGGAACGCAUAGGUGCAAAUAGAAAGAGAAAACAAAAGGCCAAGGAUGGAGGGAGAGAAGGAGAGAUACAAAUCAAGAUAAAAACAGAAGAAAGCAGCAUCAUCUGUCCUAAAAACAAAGCAAAUGAAGCAAAGGAUUUGGAAGAAAGGGAUGUUUCCUCCUCGGUGCUUGUCAUUUCCAGAAAGUCACCCAAACCUCUCAAAGAUAGUACAAAGGGCCAGAUUCCUCAGGAAAAACAAAACCUACAUAGCAUCCAUAAAGAGAAAGUGGACAAGGGGAACACCAAAGUAGAGAUAGUAACGGAGAAGAAGGAAGCGUUAGAAAAUAAGAUAUCCUCAGCAGCAGAAAACACAAAUACCAAGACUUCAAGCUCAGCAUCAAUUGUAACAAUCAAUGCAUCCAAUUUAUGUGUGUCCACACCAGCAAGUAAGCCUCCCUGCUCGUUAGCUCCAGUUGACCCGCUGAGACUGAAAGCAUUGUCUAUGGGCUUGGUGAAGGAGCUAAGGAUCCUCUUGACUAAAGUGGAGAGUGCUGGAAGACAAACAUUCAACAUAUCAGAGUUGGAGGAACAAAGAAUCCCUCUUUCCAAGAUCAGCAUCGAAAACACGGGCUCUGAAGUGGUCAGAGCUUGCAAGUGGACGAGAGUGAAUGGGAAAUUCAAGGAGUCCUUCCUGCUUCCCGCCUUCUCUGUAAAACCUAACAUUGACACCAAGACCCAAAUUCCUAGAGAAAAGCUCAACCCUCCUACACCAAGCAUUUAUUUGGAGAGCAAGAGGGACGCCUUCUCUCCAGUUCUGCUUCAGUUCUGCACGGAUCCCAAAAAUGCGGUUACUGUCAUCAGAGGCCUUGCUGGCUCCCUCCGCCUUAACCUUGGUCUGUUUUCUACCAAAUCUCUGGUGGAGGCCAAUGCUGAGCAUGCAGUGGAAGUAAGGACUCAGGUUCAGCAGCCCGCCGAUGAGAACUGGGAUCCCAGUGGUUCAGCGCAGACGUGGCCCUGCGAAAGUAGCCGCUCGCACACCACCAUUGCCAAAUACGCUCAGUACCAGGCCUCCAGCUUCCAGGAAAGCCUGCAGGAGGAGAAGGAGAGCGAGAAUGAAGAGGAUGGAGAGCAGGACGAGACUUCAGAGACAUCAGCCGCCACAAAAGCAGCUCUGACAUUUGCCAACGUUAAAGGCAGUCCUGCCUCGACUACCACUAAAGCCAAUUUUGAUUCCAUCUUCAGCAAAGACGAACUUGCCAACAGCACACUCAGCUCAGAGCAGAAAACAGCGGGAAAGAUCAUUAAAUUUGGGACCAAUAUUGAUCUCUCUGACCCUAAAAGGUGGAAGCCCCAGCUGCAGGAGCUGCUGAAGCUGCCUGCUUUCAUGCGCGUGGAAUCCAGCAACAACAUGCUCAGUCACGUCGGUCACACCAUCCUGGGCAUGAACACGGUCCAGCUCUACAUGAAGGUGCCAGGCAGCCGCACACCAGGUCAUCAAGAGAACAACAAUUUCUGCUCAGUCAACAUCAACAUCGGGCCUGGUGACUGUGAGUGGUUCGCCGUCCACGAGCACUACUGGGACGCUAUCAACAAAUUCUGUGAGAAGCAUAGAGUCGACUACCUUACAGGGUCCUGGUGGCCAGUCCUGGAAGACCUCUACAGCUCCAACAUUCCUGUGUACCGCUUCAUUCAGAGGCCGGGAGACCUGGUGUGGAUCAAUGCAGGGACUGUGCACUGGGUCCAGGCGGUGGGCUGGUGCAACAACAUCGCCUGGAAUGUGGGACCACUCAACUCGUACCAAUAUCAGCUCGCCCUGGAGCGCUAUGAGUGGAAUGAUGUGAAGAAGGUUAAGUCAAUCGUUCCCAUGAUCCACGUGUCUUGGAAUGUGGCUCGCACCAUCAAGGUCACCGAUCAGGAUACUUACAAGAUGGUCAAACACUGCCUGAUGCAGUCCAUCAAGCACAUCCAGAUUCUGAGAGAGCAGCUGGUGGCUGCAGGGAAGAAGAUCUGUUACCAGAGUCGUGUGAAAGACGAGCCUGCCUACUACUGCAAUGACUGUGAUGUGGAGGUGUUUGACCUGCUGCUUGUGACCAGCGGAAACAGCAGUAAUAAAAGCUACGUGGUGCACUGUGAGGACUGCGCCCGUGCUAAGAGCCCAUCGCUGGCGGGAGUAGUGGUGCUCGAGCAGUAUCGGAUUGAAGAGCUGACGAGAACUUACGACACCUUCACACUGGGUUCUCUCAAUCAAAACAAAAGAUGGAGUUUGGUGGCACCGUGAAGUAGCGCGGGAUCAUGGGAGUAGUUGUCUUCACCAACAUUGUCGACAUUGCACUCAGCUUCUCCCGGCUCCAUCACCCAUUUCAAUUGAGGACUCCUCCCUGGUGUCUUUCAGCCAUAAACCAAAACUCUAAUGGCAGCACAAAUGUUGUCUUCAAGGCAAUCUAUUCCUUCGAACACUCUGAAUCAGCCAAUCACGUUUACUCAGUAUUGUUUACAUCACACAAUAAGGUAUGGAUACUCGGCCAAUCCAACUAUAGCUCACUGUCUUCCCCAUACCAGCUGCUGAUUGGACGUGUGUUUUGAAAUAGAAUGACUAGACUGGUACUUCUCAUGAAAAGCAUUUCAGAUAUGUAGAAAAAAAAUGUGAGCACUGCUAGCACUGAAAAUCAGGUUAUAUGUUCAACGGACACUGCUGUGAUUCAAAAGCGUCAAGUAGCCGGUUCUGUGUAUAAAUUCAGGUACAUUUAUGCAAAUUCAGUAGAACUUUUUUUACACCAAUCUAGUUAUUCUAUAUGUCCAUGAGUUUGCUGUGAUUCUUUCAUACCAGCAGGGGAAUUGCUUCACAGGAGAAGUAGCUGAUUGUCACAUUUGGCAUCGUAAUGUUUUUAUUUGGUAAUCAGGUAAACUCUGACAUUUGUAAUUCCUGUCUGUAUACUCUUUGAGGUGCUACUCCAAUCUAAUUUAUUCCCGUUAGAUACUUAAAAAGUUUUACCAGCCUAUAAGUACACCACAUUGGCCUUGCAAACUGUAUUUAGAGGAGAGGUAAUUAGAGGAGUAAACACACAAUAAGAAUUUAUGUACGUAUAAAAUCAAAAAUGAAUCAAAAACUUAUAUCGGUUUCUCUAAAAUACGGGUUUACGAGAGGACUAAUAUGGUUUCAUUCUUAUUUGAAAAUCUAGUAUGUAGAUGGUAAAUUAGUUUUUUGUUUUUUAUCCCGCAAAAUAGUCGUUGGUGUGGUUUUUAUGAUGUCUUUUUUAUUUUUGGAAUGGGAAAACAAUCCAAGUUUUAUACCUCUUUUGUUGUUAUGUUUUUUUGUUUCUAGAUGACAGAGAAAAUAACUAAUUUAAAAUUGUGAAUGAAUUAAUGGGAUACACAGUGGUGUGCAUAGACGGGGUAGGGAUGGGGGGGGGGGGGUAGUCACCAUUGAUGUUGGUGUCAAUGAAGUGCCCUUUACUGUCUGAAAAAGUAAUAUGUCCAAAGAGACACGCAAUCAUAAUCUUAUAAUGCAAAAGCCAAUGAGGCCAAAUAGAUGACCAAACUGAUCGGCACCUCAUUGUUUUCCUUUUGCCCCAAACAUCCGUCCUGAUGACGCUCCAUUCACUGCCAGGGGGUUUAAUAUACUGUAUUUCCAGUUUAACAGAGCACAUGAAUUGAGACAUGUCAAGAAAGGCCCGGUUGUUUUUGUUUUUUUCCCCUAACAUUUAGAAUAGUCCUUCAAAAUAAAGUGUCUCAUUUUGUUGAGGCUUCAUAUUCUAAACUACAGAAGCCCUGAGGGGAAAUUUAGAAAAAUAAAUUCCGAUCUAAAUUGUGUUCGCUCAUGUCUUUAUGACUUGAAAACAGGAACAUUUUAUUUAUUGUUGUUGGGAAAAUAAUUUGUUGGCAGGUUUUUGUCAGGAUCACUUUUUAAGUGUUUGUUGUUGUAAUUCUCAUUUCAGCCACAAGAGGGGGGACGUGUAUCACGACCCCAUGUUCUAAAUAGGACUGAAAGCAUUCAUGUUUUCUUCCAGGUAAGUUCUAAUUUCCACAUUGCACUCUAAAUAUAAUGUGCAUAUAUUUUGUACAAUACAUGUAUAUUAUAUAUUGUGUAUAUUACCUGAAUGCUUCUAGUCAUAUUUAGAACAUGGUGUAGUGGUGCACUUGUAGUGUGUAGUGGGGGGAAGGAAUUAACAAAAAUGAGGUUAGAUUAAGUCAAACACAGGAGAGAAAACUAUUUAUAUCAGACUUAGAAAAAUGUAUAUGCUUUUUCCUCUCUUACCUCUCAGGGCUUCUGUACUAAUCUUUUAGCUUUGAAUGUUAUAUCAUAUAGUGCAUGGGUGAAGUACAGCUAAAAGCUUUGCUUCCUACAUCAAAUGAUUGAUUAUCAUUUACUGCACUGGACUGUAUUUACAUGCCAUGGUUUGAUCACCUAGGUGAGGCCUAUGCUGUUAUCAUCUGAAUAGAGGUUCAGCAUUACUUCUGUAGAAGCACUUCAAUUAAACUCUCACAAAUGACAACAUUCACAUUUUAGCGCAUCCCUCAUUAGUCUGUGCACACCAUUUACUGUAAAUAAGGUAUCUGUUGUCAGGUUCGCUAAAAGACUUAUAUAUGUAGUUAUGUAUUCAAUCAAAAAUCUAAAUUGUUUAUGGUCAGAUUUGUCCACUUCAGUCAUUUUGUUUUUGUUGUGGCUGUAUUAUAAAACACCAUAAAAAUAUCCUGUUUCACUCUAGUUUAAAAUACUGCAAUGGGAAUUUCUUCCCACUUUUAUACCUCUUUUUGUUGUCAGUUUCUGUUUUUUGGAUUACAGAGAAAAUGGAAAAUUGUAAAUUGUGACAUUAUUUAUACUGUACAUGGUUGUUUUCUUAUAUAUUUAUUGCAUAUCAAAGGGCACUUCACUUGAUAAGGGGCUACAAGGUAUUUAAAAAUGUAGUAUGGUCAUAAUGUGUUGAUAGGGGAAGUGCAAUCAGGGGGCGGUUUAAUUUUCAUGGUGCUAGACCCCUCCUUGCCUCAAUGCCCCCUCAUUAAACAGCAUACAGCAUUACACAGUUUGAACAUAAGUCAGCGAUACAACUCAAACCAACCGGUUGGUGCUUAGAUCCAUUUCAACACAGUUUGUGGUAACCGAAAUGGAACGAUGUCUUUGUACUGUAUCUGAUAAAUACAAGAUCUUUUAAAACGUUUUUUCCAUUGUAUGAAAUUCAUAAUCUUGUGAGGCAUUAGUGGUUUUAUGAUGAGCAUUAGCAGUAGUUGUAUUUCUUGACACUUUUUGCAGAGACUUUUAGGGAUGUGACUUUUAAUGACGUCGAGGUUUUGUUUUGUGUCUUGUCCUCAUUAGUAUUAUUUGAAGGAUGUAAUAAUGCUCUUUUUCCUCUUGACUUGUUUGAUUUAUGCUGCACUUAUUGUUUUAAAAAAAAAACUCACAUAGAAGAAAACCUGAGCCAGACCUGUCUUAAAUCCCUCUGUGAUUUUUCUGUGAUAUAUUGUAUUGUUGUUCAAGAAAAUAAAAUGUUUUGAUAAAUUAUUCAACAAAGA
Cottoperca gobio is the source of this 8946-nucleotide messenger RNA. RefSeq lists its product as uncharacterized. Gene Ontology annotation, biological process: heart development; regulation of gene expression. Gene Ontology annotation, cellular component: MLL3/4 complex. Gene Ontology annotation, molecular function: chromatin DNA binding; RNA polymerase II cis-regulatory region sequence-specific DNA binding; histone H3K27me2/H3K27me3 demethylase activity. The record is from RefSeq and is a predicted model, not a curated record. NCBI's taxonomy places the organism in Eukaryota, Metazoa, Chordata, Actinopteri, Perciformes, Bovichtidae.